AUGUCGGUAUAUGCUUCAGGGUCAAAGAAUUUAUCUUAUGAAAAUGGUCACCUAACCACACCGAAUGUCAAGUGGUUAGGUAUUAGACCUUCUGAUAUAACAAAGUUUGAUAUCCCCAAAGAUGUUCGAAUCCAAAUGACACCGAAUGAUAUUAAGAUGACUGAAAAUCUGUUAAAAGAUGAAUGUGUGAAUAGUAAGCCUGAGUGGGCUAACGAGUUGAGGACAAUGUUGGAGAUGAAAGAGAAUGUAGAAAUUCAGGCUUUGACUUGUUUUGGAAUGAAUUAUCUAACUGAAGUCUACCUACCAAAAAAGCUACAAGAUUUUGAUUUUGUCUAA
Lactuca saligna is the source of this 336-nucleotide messenger RNA. The record is from the annotation of a GenBank genome assembly. Lineage: Eukaryota; Viridiplantae; Streptophyta; Magnoliopsida; Asterales; Asteraceae.